AGCGUAACCGGAAGUUAUACAUUAAUGGUACACAGACGGAAAGUUGAAAAUUACAACCGUUUUUACCUGCUCAACAAGGAAAUCCAAGGGAAGCAUAUCUAAGCAGUCUACAGAAAGAUGGAAACUGAAUCUGCUGAGCCAACAGCCACAGUAGUGAAAGUUGAAACGCCACAGGUUUCAGUUGUUAAUGAGAGUAAGAAAGGGGAGGUAACUGAUGGCCAAGUUGUGGAACAAGUUAAUACAGAAAAUAAAGCUCCAGGAAAGGAAGUUAGUGGUCCGAAAACAAGUAACGAUCAUGAAACACCGGGGGAAAGUGGUAAACAAGUCAACACUAUUAUUGGAGAGGACGAAGAUGGGGAGGCAAUUGACAUGGCUGACAUCCGGGUCCUUGAAGAUUUGGACACCGAAAAUAAAUCUCCUGAAAAGGAAGAAGUUGAAGCUAACAAGGCCGUGAAGGUCGAGUCUGAGGAGGAAGAAGACAAGAGCGAUCCUGCAGGGAAAAAAAGAAAGUCGUUUGAGUUUUUCUACCCAGACAUGGUAUCCACUUUGGAACUAGCUCUUCGUGGCUUGCCCAGUAUGGCUAACUGUCAGCAGUCCAAGGCAAGCAUCCCCCAAAAGGGUCCACCACCAAAAGGACCACUGCAGAAGGGAUCUGUCCAAAAGAGACCAACUCCAAUAAGGGACUUUGCUAAGGAAGCUAAGAAAGCAUUAAAAAAAUCUGGAAAUAUUAUUGAAGUGAGAGCGACUCGCAAAUCUACACGUACUGCAGUUAAUCUGACAAAACCAGUCAACAACACCAGAGUUGUUGCUACAACCAAGAUAGUUAGCCCAGCGACCAGGAUAGUUAGCCCAGCGACCAAGAUAGUUAGCCCAGCGACCAAGAUAGUUAGCACAGCGACCAAGGUAGUUAACCCAGCUACAAAGGUAGUAAGCCCAAAGAAGCUCGUCCAACCAGUAGUACUACUAGACCGAGUACAAGGAACAGAACCAAAAGACAUCCAACGAGAAAUCUCACCAGAACCGGUUGCAAAGAAACCCAGAAACACACCAAAGGCAGCAGGCAAGAAAUCUAAAGUUAUGCCUCAGGCUGUUGCUAAACAGGUUAAAAUCAUCACUCAGGUGGAGAUGAAACCAGCCCCUGUCAAGGUCACCACACCAAAGGUCAAGGUCGCUCCUACUAAACCCUGUCCAGAGACAUAUGUGGUUGCGCCUGGGGGUCAUCACCAAGUGAUUAAAUAUCCUCUGACCCAAUCUAAUACCGUAUUCCGCCCAUCUGUUCCUCGUAGUCGGGAGUGGAGGAAGAAAGGCCCAGGACGAUCAUCACGGUCGAAGGGAUGUGGUCUGAUUGUGGACAAACAGAAGGAGAUCCCAACAGUAAUGAUGAAGAUGAGGGUGUCCGAUACCUCCGACAUUGUGACCUCGCUUGACCUUGCUCCACCCACAAAAAGGUUGAUGAAGUUGAAGGAAACAGAGGGCAGCAAAGAAACCAUUAAACUGUUUUCUAUACCUGGGCGUAACCUCACACCUCGCCUAGCAUGGCCGCUCUUCUACCCAAAUUUGACGACCAAACCAAGGGGAGACGAUUCUGACUCUGAUGACGAUGAUAUGGGUGAUGAUAUGGCUGCUGAGGAGGAGGAUCCCAAUAAGCAGAAGAAAUGUUUUACAAUCAUUCGCAGUGAGCCCCUCGACUUAUCUGACAGCGAGGACAACAUCCACUAUACAAAUGUACUAUCGGAUGAGGAGGAUGACAAUGUUGGACCAGUGUAUGAGCCAACACCUAUUAACAUACAAGUUAAAAAGAUCAAAGUUGAACAGACAGAUUCAAGAACGGUUUCUAUGGAUACCAGCGAAAAAACUACAGUUAUAAUCGAGGAGACAGCAACGGAUUCUAAUCAACAGAAAAUUUCAGCCUCUAUGGAGAAAAAGUCUUCAGGUCAGAAACAAGAGACACCAAGUUCAGUAUCAGAGAAGAUUACCCCGCAAACUGUUCCUGCAUUAGAAGCUGCACCGCUUGUUGUACAAGGGGAGGUAACCAUGGUUGAAGCUUCACCGCAACUCGUAGCAAAUGUAAGUUACACUUCAGGUAGCAAUUCAGCGGUGGUCAACACCGAAGUGGACACAUCAGUAGUGGACAUAUCACUGACCUCUGUUGGUGCCAGUGAAGCUGAGACAGAGGCGGUCAGUGUGAACCAGACCGCUAGCGUCGGCAGCAAUUCAGCAGAAGAGGACGGUUGUGUUAUAGUGUCCGUUGUUACGGAAAUAGCAGAACCAUAUGUGGAGCAUGAGGGAGAAAUCACGAUUCAAUCUGGCUCGACAAACAGCUCUGAGGACAGAUACAUAUUGUAUGUGGAGAAGUGAUUAAGUAAUGUGAUGUAAGUCGAUCAACAAGGAAUUAUAUAUUGAUGGGACGUGGUGAUUCCCCAAGCUUAACACCUGCAGCUCAGGAGGAGAGUGUGCUGGAGGGGGAUAAUCCAACAAUCAUUGCAUGCUUAUGUCUCUUAGACCAAUAAAGGGGCUCAAUAUUAAACAAUAUUUCUCAAAGUCUUUUGAAACACAAAUAUUGGAUAUGCAUCUAAGAAAGGAACACCAAAUGUUCUCCAUCAUCUGUCUGAUUUAAGCUUUCCUAUUUCUAUUGUAGCAGUGUGAAUGAAAGUAUCAAACAAGGUGGGAAUGUCAUUUACAAAAAAAAAUAUACUUAAAACCAUCGAUUGCUAUAUAUAUCUGUGGUGGAAGGUUUCUAGUAACUUACAAGACAUAGGAUAAAACCACAUCUCCAACUCAGGUAGAUAAGCUUAGCCAAACCGCUAACCCUAAGGUAGAUAAGCCUAGCCAAAUCGCUAACCCUAAGGUAGAGAAGCUUAGCCAAACCACUAACCCUAAGGUAGAUAAGCUUAGCCAAACCGCUAACCCUUAGGUAGAUAAGCUUAGCCAAACAGCUAACCCUAAGGUAGAUAAGCUUAUCCAAAAUGCUAACCCUAAGGAAAAUAAGCUUAGCCAAACCUCUAACCAUGGCAGAUUGACCACACUUCUAACUGAACUAGAAAAGCUUAGCCACACCGCUAACCAUGGCAGAUUGACCACACUUCUAACUGAACUAGAUAAGCUUAGCCACACCGCUAUAUAACCAUGGCAGAUUGACAACACUUCCCACUGAACUUGAUAAGCUUAGCCACACCGCUAACCAUGGCAGAUUGACCACACUUCCCACUGAACUAGAUAAGCUUAGCCACACCGCUAACCAUGGCAGAUUGACUUCACUUCCCACUGAACUAGAUAAGCUUAGCCACACUGCUAACCAUGGCAGAUUGACAACACUUCCCACUGAACAAGAUAAGCUUAGCCACACCGCUUUAUAACCAUGGUAGAUUGACCACACUUCCCACUGAACUAGAUAAGCUUAGCCACACCGCUAACCAUGGCAGAUUGACUUCACUUCCCACUGAACUGGAUAAGCUUAGCCAAACCGCUUUAUAACCAUGGCAGAUUGACAACACUUCCCACUGAACUAGAUAAGCUUAGCCACACCGCUAACCAUGGCAGAUUGACCACACUUCCCACUGAACUAGAUAAGCUUAGCCAAACCGCUUUAUAACCAUGGCAGAUUGACUUCACUUCCCACUGAACUAGAUAAGCUUAGCCACCCCGCUUUAUAACCAUGGUAGAUUGACCACACUUCCCCCUGAACUAGAUAAGCUUAGCCACACCGCUUUAUAACCAUGGCAGAUUAACCACACUUCCCACUGAACUAGAUAAGCUUAGCCAAACCGCUUUAUAACCAUGGCAGAUUGACCACACUUCCCACUGAACUAAAUAAUGUUAGCCACACCGCUAUAUAACCAUGGCAGAUUGACAACACUUCCCACUGAACUUGAUAAGCUUAGCCACACCGCUAACCAUGGCAGAUUGACAACACUUCCCACUGAACCAGAUUAGCUUAGCCACACCGCUAUAUAACCAUGGCAGAUUGACCACACUUCCCACUGAACUUGAUAAGCUUAGCCACACUGCUAACCAUGGCAGAUUGACUACACUUCCCACUAAACUAGAUAAACUUAGCCACACCGCUAACCAUGGCAGAUUGACAACACUUCCCACUGAACUUGAUAAUCUUAGCCACACCGCUAACCAUGGCAGAUUGACAACACUUCCCACUGAACUUGAUAAUCUUAGCCACACCGCUAACCAUGGCAGAUUGACCACACUUCCCACUGAACUAGAUAAGCUUAGCCACACUGCUAACCAUGGCAGAUUGACAACACUUCCGACUGAACUAGAUAAGCUUAGCCACACCGCUAACCAUGGCAGAUUGACUUCACUUCCCACUGAACUAGAUAAGCUUAGCCACAACACUUACCAUGGCAGUUUGACUUCACUUCCCACUGAACUAGAUAAGCUUAGCCACACCGCUUACCAUGGCAGAUUGACCACACUUCCAACGGAACUAGAAAAGUAAGGCCACGCCUACAACUUUAGUAGACGGAAUGUAGCCAUGCCUCCACCUCAGGUAGAUAAGAUUGAUCAUGCUUCCACCUCAGGAAGAUAAGAUUGAUCAUGCUUCCACCUCAGGUAGAUAAGAAUGAUCAUGCCUACACCUCAGGUAGAUAAGAUUGAUCAUGCUUCCACCUCAGGUAGAUAAGAUUGAUCAUGCCUCCACCUCAGGUAGAUAAGAUUGAUCAUGCCUCCAACUGUGGUAAAUAGGAUAUGAGUAAUGACCAACCUCCAACUUAAGUAGAUUGGAUAGAGCAAUGUUUCUUUAGCGAGAACGUUGGGAUCAUUGGAUAAUGUUAAGUCAUGUCCUCAUCUCUGUAAAACAGGCUAGAGUAUGAUCUUAACUACCGUAAUUCCUCCAUAGGGCCGUGUGAGAGGCCAUCUAUAUAAGACAGGCUAGAGUAUGAUCUUAACUACCGUAAUUCCUCCAUAGGGCCGUGUGAGAGGCCAUAGUUCCUCUUUAGAUAGACAAGGGCCGCUUUCGAUCAUCACGAUCCAAACACUUGAACUGGUUGAACCAGAGUUGUUUGUUUAUGAAAUAAGGUCGGACCCAGUAAUCAGAUGCUGUUUUCACGCGAGCCUUGUCAAAGCCUUGCAAGGCCUGCAUAAACUUUUGCAGGUCGGCUAGGAUGUAUACCAAACAAUGUUACAUUUAAAAACAGACCAACCGGUUGUUUGACAUUAACAAACAGGCCCCUGAUAAGUUGUGCCUAUUACUUUGGUAAUGUUUGCCCAGAUUAAUUACUGAAGCACUCUGUUGGCCCUUUCAUACUUCAAUGGGUUCUUUUUUUUUGUGGAAAAAAAGAUUUGCAUAAGAGAGAGAAGUUUUAUACAAGAUAGAUAUAACUGAUGCCUGGUCAUGGUGAUGAUUGUGGGAGUUAUAUAUACCUGCUGUAAAUAUCAUAUAUGCAGUGUACAUAUAUAUGGAUAAAUCUUGACAAAUAUUUUAAUAUACAAUGCACCAAUUUGUAUCAUUGUUCUUAUGGUUAUGUUUUUAAUAAAAUUUGUCAAGGUUACUAAAAUACCUAUUCUUUUAUCAUGUUGUACUCUUAUUU
Molecule: messenger RNA, 5543 nt
Organism: Mizuhopecten yessoensis (Yesso scallop)
Lineage: Eukaryota; Metazoa; Mollusca; Bivalvia; Pectinida; Pectinidae
Exons: 9
Coding region: 118-2358 (746 amino acids)
Source: RefSeq, a predicted model, not a curated record